Molecule: messenger RNA, 1462 nt
Organism: Belonocnema kinseyi
Lineage: Eukaryota; Metazoa; Arthropoda; Insecta; Hymenoptera; Cynipidae
Exons: 2
Coding region: 148-1281 (377 amino acids)
Source: RefSeq, a predicted model, not a curated record
UGCUUUUUUGUUUUGGCCCAAAAUCGCCAGAUGUAUUUUUUACGAUAGUCACUUAUUUUACUUAAUUAUUAGGUUUCGCAAGAAAAAGUGCGGUGAAUUUGAGUGUGAGCGAGUAAAAAACUGUGUUUUAAUCUUCAUGCUUUAAAAAUGUCAAAAAGUUACGAACACUGCCAAUACCGGGACUGUUCAAAUGUUCAGUCGGAAGAAAUAAAGUUGUUCCGUUUUCCUGCAAAACACGACCCAAGAUGCGAAAUCUGGAUUACCAAUUCAGGAAACGAAGCUUAUUUGAGGAAGUUGAAACCCUCAACAAUUCGCAAAGCCUGUAUGUGUAAUGCUCACUUUUUACCUGGAGCAUUUUGGGACAAAACUAGGAGAAAGUUAAGACCAAAGCAGAUUCCAAUUCCGUAUACGGCUGUUGUUGAAGAAGGCGAGAAAGAACAGAAGAGGGUGGUGGACAGCAGUGCCAUUGGUGGAGAAGAGGAGGACUUUAAUAAGAGAACAGCAGAUAAUGUAGAGACGAGGGUGGAAGAGGAAGACGAAAGAGAAACCUAUAUUGGAAACAGGGACUCAGAUUUCGAAUCUGUUAGCGAAGUUGAAGAAGAUCUUACUUUCGCAGAAGUUUUUCAUAAUGAAGAAGAUGAAUUACAUGUGAGGAAAGAGAAAGUACUGAAAACUUAUUCAUCUGCAAAUAUGGAUGGCUUCAUCACGGUAGACGAAGACGAUGGUGAAAUAGAGUGGCUUCAAACUGAACCUCCAUUUGCAAGUACGAGCUCUCGCAAUGAAGAGAAGUGCAUUCCUCUUUCUGAUGAACGGAAAAUUGGAAGUGUUCGGGAAGAUUUGGCUAUUAAGUUGACUAAGAUGAUUAGGAGGGAUGAGGCGGAGAAGAGGAAAAUGGCAAGGAAAAUUGAGAGCCUACAACAACAAUUAAAAACAGAACGGACUGAAUACAAAAAAAAGAUGGCCGCCAUAAAACGGAAGAAGGUUAGCGUCGAGCAUUUUUUGGAUGCACGACGUUGCGAAAGUCCCGUAGCUCGUGCUGUGGUUAAUCUGCAACUUCGUAAAGGUAAAAGGCCUUUUACUGAGGAUGAAAAGGAGUUUGCGAAAAGGCUCUGCUAUUACUCAAAUUCAGCGUACAGGUUUAUGAAACAGGUUGGAAUGAAAUUGCCUGCUCUAUCGACGGUACGAAGCUGGAUUGCUGAAUAUGGCAUGAAGCCUGGAUUCAGGGAUGUUAUUUGUGAAAGUUCUAAAGAAAACGAAGAGGACACUGAAACUUCCAUUUAAGUGCGGGAACGACUUACAGGGGAUUCCCAGUGUACUCCAAGUAAUUAUUACGAUGGGAUUGCUGAUCUUGUGAAGCGGUGUCUGAAGAAACUGACAGAUUGUUGAGCAGAUGUAAGGUUUAUGUUUUAGAUUUAUUUUCAGUUUGUACGUUGAAAAUAGUAAAUUAUUAAAUAUUUUAUUA